This is a messenger RNA of Pipistrellus nathusii (Nathusius's pipistrelle), 1692 nucleotides long. NCBI's taxonomy places the organism in Eukaryota, Metazoa, Chordata, Mammalia, Chiroptera, Vespertilionidae. The record is from the annotation of a GenBank genome assembly.
AUGACUAUUCUCCCCAAAAAGAAGCCGCCGCCUCCCGACGCCGACCCCACCAACGAGUCGCCGCCGCCCGGGCCGCUGCCCCCGGCGCCGCGCCGCGGCGGGGGGGUGGGCGUGGGCGGUGGCGGCUCGGGCGUGGGCGGCAGCGACCGCGACCGGGAGUCGGGUGUCGUGGGGGCCCGGCAGCGGGCCUCGCCGCCGCCCCAGGGCCAGCUGCAGGGGCCGCCGGGCGCACUUCACCGCUGGGCGCUGGCCGUGCCGCCGGGCGCCGUGCCGGGUCCCCGGCCCCAGCAGGGCUCUCCGCCGCCGUGCGGGGGCCCGGGCGGGCCCGGCGGCGGGCCCGGCGACGCGCACGGGGCCGCGGCAGCAGGUGUAGGCGCGGCUGGCGUGGUGGUGGGCGUGGGCGGCUCGGUGGGCGUGGGCAACUGCUGCUCCGGGCCCGGCCACAGCAAGCGGCGGCGCCAGGCCCCCGGGGUCGGGCCGGUCGGCGGGGCCAGUCCGGAGCGCGAGGACGUCGGCGCAGGUUACAACAGCGAGGAUGAGUACGAAGCGGCCGCAGCGCGCAUCGAGGCCAUGGACCCUGCCACUGUUGAGCAGCAGGAACACUGGUUUGAAAAGGCCCUGCGAGACAAGAAGGGCUUCAUCAUCAAGCAGAUGAAGGAGGACGGCGCCUGUCUCUUCCGGGCUGUAGCUGACCAGGUGUACGGAGACCAGGACAUGCAUGAGGUUGUACGAAAGCACUGCAUGGACUAUCUGAUGAAGAACGCAGACUACUUCUCCAAUUAUGUCACGGAGGACUUCACCACCUAUAUCAACCGGAAACGGAAAAACAACUGCCAUGGCAACCACAUUGAGAUGCAGGCCAUGGCGGAGAUGUACAACCGGCCUGUGGAGGUGUAUCAGUAUAGCACAGAACCCAUCAACACAUUCCAUGGGAUCCACCAAAAUGAGGACGAACCCAUCCGUGUCAGCUACCACCGGAAUAUCCACUACAAUUCAGUGGUGAAUCCCAACAAGGCCACCAUUGGCGUGGGGCUGGGCCUGCCGUCAUUCAAGCCGGGGUUUGCAGAGCAGUCCCUGAUGAAGAGUGCCAUAAAGACAUCGGAGGAGUCCUGGAUCGAGCAGCAGAUGCUAGAAGACAAGAAGCGAGCCACGGACUGGGAGGCCACGAACGAGGCUAUUGAAGAGCAGGUGGCUCGAGAAUCCUACCUGCAGUGGCUGCGGGAUCAGGAAAAGCAGGCCCGCCAGGUCCGCAGCUCCAGCCAGCAGCCCCGGAAAGCCAGUGCCACAUGCACUUCCGCCACAGCAGCCGCCUCCAGUGGCCUGGAGGAGUGGACUAGCCGGUCCCCGCGGCAGCGGUCACCUGAGCACCCCGAACUGCAUGCCGAGCUGGGCAUGAAGCCCCCUUCCCCAAGCACUGUCUUAGCUCUUGCCAAACCUCCUUCACCCUGUGCACCAGGUACAAGCAGCCAGUUCUCAACAGGGGCCGACCCAGCGACUUCCCCCCUCGUGUCCCUCUACCCUGCUCUGGAGUGCCGGGCCCUCAUUCAGCAGAUGUCCCCCUCUGCCUUCGGUCUGAACGACUGGGAUGACGACGAGAUCCUGGCUUCGGUGCUGGCAGUGUCCCAACAGGAAUACCUAGACAGUAUGAAGAAAAACAAAGUGCACAGAGAUCCGCCGCCGGACAAGAGUUGA